AUGAAAAAUGCAAAGCCCGUUUAUCUACCGGCCGACGCGAAUUCGCGCUUAACACGUGCCGCUGAAGGCGCUCAAUGCAUCACGAAUGUACCGUACCGAGAGCUGGUCGGAUGCCUUAUGUACAUCGUUACGUGUACAAGACCCGAUAUCGCGGAUGCAGUCGGCAGUGUGGCCAAGUACUGCGAGAACCACACGAGCGAACACUGGUCAGCGGCAAAGCGUAUACUCAAGUACCUGUUAACGACUCAAGAUAUCGCGUUGGUGUAUGAUGGUCAUUUGGCAACCGAGCUAAUAGGCUUUGCAGAUGCGAGCUGGGCUUCGGAUGAAGACACUAGGCGUUCCACAACUGGUUUUGUGUUUAUCCUGAAUGGUGCAGCUAUCGCGUGGCGUUCGCAGCGACAGCCGACAGUCGCAGGUUCUAGUACAGAAGCAGAGUACAUGAGCCCGUACUCUGCCACUCAAGAGAUGAUAUGGCUGAGGCGGUUGCUCAAGGAUCUGUGUAUGUAG
Peronospora matthiolae is the source of this 507-nucleotide messenger RNA. Lineage: Eukaryota; Oomycota; Peronosporomycetes; Peronosporales; Peronosporaceae. The record is from the annotation of a GenBank genome assembly.